GUGAUUAAAAUAUAAUAUCAAAUACAGUAAACAUUUGAUUUGAAAGUGAAUUAAACAAAUGAUUUGUUGAAUAAAAAACAUUGCUUUGAAUUGUGAGUCAAAUUCAAACACAAUAUGAAUCUAAAUAUAUUGCUAUUGAAUAACAUUUGCCGACAAUUACUGCCAUUGAAUGAGUUUUCACUCAAUAUAUUAGGGAAGCGCUUGAUAUGUAAGAGUCCGGGACAGUCACAGAGAGGCAAGAAGAGGCCCCCGAAGAACAUCAAACUCAUUGCUAUUCCCGGACAGAGAGUCGAUGAGAGAGACAUAUUAGGCAAACAGAAGUCACUCAAAUAUCACCCCGGUUUCAAUGUGGCAUUGGAUCCGAAGAACAAGAACUUGUAUGCAUUGACUGCGGGGACAGUGUUUUACUCGAUUGAAAAG
Messenger RNA from Medioppia subpectinata, 420 nucleotides. Lineage: Eukaryota; Metazoa; Arthropoda; Arachnida; Sarcoptiformes; Oppiidae. The record is from the annotation of a GenBank genome assembly.